Messenger RNA from Ornithodoros turicata, 2085 nucleotides. It is a transcript of the gene RnrS, whose product is annotated as ribonucleoside-diphosphate reductase subunit M2 B-like. Lineage: Eukaryota; Metazoa; Arthropoda; Arachnida; Ixodida; Argasidae. Gene Ontology annotation, cellular component: cytosol. Gene Ontology annotation, molecular function: ribonucleoside-diphosphate reductase activity, thioredoxin disulfide as acceptor. Gene Ontology annotation, biological process: deoxyribonucleotide biosynthetic process. The transcript is spliced from 7 exons. The coding region runs from base 84 to 1184 and encodes 366 amino acids. The record is from RefSeq and is a predicted model, not a curated record.
AAAAGCCAAAAGAUCACCAGCACCGCCACCACUCGAACUUUCGCAACUGAUCUGGAAGGUGCUUGUAGGUCGUUGGUGUGACUAUGCCUUUGUCUGAGGUUAACGCUAUUAACCUGCUAAACGCACUGAAUAUCAAGGAUGCGGACAAGGAAAAUAAGACUCCUGGAGCAGUCAUCAAGGGAGAGAAGCCGAAGACGGAACGGCAGGACUUGACGCAAGAUGAACCCCUCCUCCGUGAUAACCCGAGACGGUUUGUGGUGUUCCCAAUCGAGUACCCGGACAUCUGGAGGAUGUACAAAAAGGCGGAGGCGUCAUUCUGGACUGCCGAAGAAGUGGACCUUGGGAAGGACCUGCCUCACUGGAACAGUCUGAAGCCAGAUGAAAGGCACUUUAUUUCCCACGUGCUGGCCUUCUUUGCAGCUAGCGACGGCAUAGUCAACGAGAAUCUAGUCGAGAGGUUUAGCAAGGAAGUCCAGCUGACGGAGGCACGUUGCUUCUACGGCUUCCAGAUAGCGAUAGAAAACGUCCACUCUGAGAUGUACAGCUUACUAAUUGACACUUACAUCAAGGACACUGCCGAAAGGCAACGUUUGUUCAACGCCAUAGAAACCAUGCCCUGCAUCAAGAAGAAAGCGGACUGGGCUCUAAAAUGGAUCGCGGACAAGGACUCCAGCUUCGGCGAACGUUGUGUUGCCUUUGCUGCUGUCGAGGGCAUCUUCUUUUCUGGCUCCUUUGCUUCCAUCUUCUGGUUGAAGAAGAGGGGGUUGAUGCCGGGUCUCACGUUCAGCAACGAGCUCAUCAGCAGGGACGAGGGCCUGCACACAGAUUUUGCCUGCCUGAUGUUCAGCCACCUGGUGCACAAACCUUCGAAGGAAAGGGUUCUCGACAUCAUAACAGAGGCGGUCGUCAUCGAACAGGAAUUUCUGACAGACGCUCUUCCCGUUGCACUCAUCGGCAUGAACUGCGCACUCAUGAGGAAGUACAUAGAGUUUGUCGCAGACCGUUUGCUUCUCGAGCUUGGUUGUGAAAAGCAUUACAAUUCCGAAAACCCUUUUGACUUCAUGGAACACAUUUCCCUAGAAGGCAAGACAAACUUCUUCGAGAAGAAGGUUGGGGAAUACCAAAAGGCUGGUGUGAUGGCCAACAAGGAAGACCAAGUGUUCACGCUGGACGCAGACUUUUAGUUCGGCAGGUGUCCUUUUACCUUCCUUUUACCUUCCCUGCUUUACCGUUUUACGUGUGCAAUGCACAUUUUUGAGCAUCCACAUUUGGAGGCGAAUGUAAAUACACCAUCGCACAUGUGCUGAUCAUUUUUAUUGCAUUAUAUUUAUGAACGCGCAGUCAUUUCUUCGUCUGCUAUGCAGACCGAUUUGCGACUUUAGAGGAAUCAAACUGACCUUGUAAAUACAAAAUAAAGAAUUUUAAAGGUGGACUUUGUGCCUUUUUUUGUUUUUGCUCAACAAUGUGCAUGUGUUAUACAAGUCACUGUAGCAUGUGCCAGUUUACGGUCUUAAAAUGCCGGUAAAUGGCUAUUCCUUCACCUUGAAGUGUGAAAAAUGUACAUUUUUAUGCAACGAAGAGAAUAGUUCACCAGUUGUGCACAUUAGUGUUAUGUGAAUACCACACACACUCUAGCAUCUUUUCACUCAGCGAUACGUUGACUGUCCCAGUCAGGUGAACGAUGGUUGUCUCGGUCAGAGCAUUAGCUGUCAUUUCACACAAACGUGACUUAGCACGAAGCGGAAGGAUUUUUUUAUUGAAAAUGUAAACUGGUCUCAUAAGUGUGUCUCAGCAGCAGGUGUGACCCACACUUGCUAAGUUUGUCUGCUUUGCACGUUACCAAUGUUUUGGGGUUCAAAACACACACCUUUUUGCCUGUAGUGCUGACACAGACCCUUUCAGAUCUGUUCAGUUGAAGUCUUCAGGGAAAAGGAGUAUUAAAACGCUAAUUUGUGGGCUUUUCAUUAAAAAGGUCAGUUGAUGCAAACUUUCUCAAUGAAGAAAGACUGCUCCAUUGCAGAACAGGUUUAUCUGAGUAUUUUUUGUCGCAUUGUGAACAGUUGACCAUUAAAAUACAGAAAGUUG